AUGCUGAGGAUAUCGCUUGUUGUCAUGCUCUGUGCUCUGAGAAGCUGCCCUGUCAGUGUGGGAGGCAUCAAGCAUCGUGACAAUAACAACACUCUUCAAAGUAUUGGUUGUUACAUCCGUCUGGAAGCACCAGAAGGGUUCUUGGACUCUCCCAACUACCCUGGCAGUUAUCCUCCAGGAUUUGACUGUUGUUAUGACAUUGCGAGGUCCUCAUCCAGUCACUGCGGAGUGAAAUUCUACGCGGAACAGCUGACUAUUGUACAGACAUAUGAAGAUGGCGGUUUCUGUCAAACGGAUUGGUUAGCUGUAGAUUCAUGUGUCCCUGAAGGGGGAAGCAGAUUCUGUGGGAAUCUCACCGGUUCGACAUUUCAGUACUUGUUUCAACCAGGUUCCAGAGCACUACGCCUCAUAUUUCACAGUUCACUGCAUAAUCCAGACGACUGGCCUGAUUCAGAUAUUAAGUACCGAUAUCGGUUAAGAUAUCGAAUCCUGGAUGACUGUGGAGGUCUCUUCCAGGAACCUAUUGUUUCUGACAUUCCUGGAGCAGCGGGCAUGACCUGUUACACGCGGAUUCCUGACAAGCGUGGGUCAGUCAACACUCCCUUCUAUCCUGAAUACUAUCCUCCCAACCUGGACUGUGUCUAUGAAUUUAUCAGACCAAAUCCUUUCAUCUGUGGAAUCAGAAUGCGUUCCAUGGAGUUCGAGCUGGAGCCAUCGACAUCAACGCCAUUCGGACGUGCCUGUGCAGACUACCUACAAGCACCAGGCUGUGGCUUUCUGUGUGGUUCCAUAAAUUUUUCUUGGACAUCUGUGUACCAACCAGGUGCCACAAGUCAGAGAUUUCACUUUCAUUCUGAUGAGGCCAACAGUCAUCAAGGAUUUCUUAUUGCAUUUGAACAAGUUUACCACUGCUGAUAUAGAAGAAUGAAACCAAAUAGUAUCCAUUUGUACUAAUAAAGAUAUAAUUAGUUGAGGGCAAGUUAGACUAGCAGCACCCAUCAAUAUUCAUUCAUACUACCAAGCAAAUAUGUGUGUAGUUCAGUUGUCCUAUCCUUUGAUAUGUGGGGCUCUGUGAACCUUUCUUUGCCAAUUAUCAAGUUGCAUUAUGGGCAAAUGUCCCACUCAUCCUGUAACCAUUCAAAUAUUAACCAUAGUUCUUUCUGAAUAUGAUAUUAAUACUGAAUAAAUGUACGUUCAUAAUUACAAUUAUGAAAAGUAUGGAAAAUCACUCAACUGCUAAAAAUCAGCUUUCCAGUUCAUUAUUGGAAUAUAUAUGAAAUAUUUCCUUUCUUAUGCAGACAAAUGAAACCAAUGCAGAUAGGUAAUACCUGAAAAUCACAAUACUGAACAGUAUUAUACAGUACAUAAGCAAGAAGUUCAAAAGCAAACAAAUUUUAUAAAGAACUUAAAAACCAAAGACAUGCACUACCAUUGACAAGUGGACAAUGCUUAAAAAAUUGUUGACAUGUCUAUGGCCUGUCGCCAUAAAACAAAAUGUCAUGGGCUGCUUCCAAUAGUUCAUUACUUACUGCAGUCAAACCAGAAGGUAAUCAUUGAUUUUGAACAACUUUUACAUUAUUAUUUUUCAUUCUACAAAAAAUGUCAUUAAUGGAAGUUCCAAAUUUUUCAAGGACAAAAGAAAUAUGAAAUUCGAGAAUCCUAUACUAUUUGAAUUUAACUCUAGGUGGCAUACCCCACACGAUAUAGCCGAGACCUAAUUUUCCAGCAUACAUCUUUGUUGCUGAGGAUUAACGUAUUUGACUUCAGCUUCUUUUGCUACAGAUGGAAGAAGUUUGCUACAGAGAAAAAUUGUCAUCUCUGUAAAGGAAGAUACAUUUAUUUUUAAAAGGGGUUCUGCAAUAAUGUUUUUAUUACUAUGAAUGUGCCAGAUGUCUUGUAAAAUACAGCUUAAAAGACAAAAUUGCUUUUUAUGGAUAUUCAGAUAUUUAAAUAUUAUAUUCUGAACCAAAAUGUUUCAUAUGAAUAUAAAUAUUCAUACACAUUUGAGUGAUAAAGAAAGAGAAACUUUAUAAAGUGAAAUCUAGCAGUUUGUGUAUUGGGCUUUCAUAGUUCUUGCUACACAAGAAUACACAGUUAUAGAUAUUUUCAUGGUGAAAAGUUUGAAAUGAAUAGUGUUGCCAUUUUAUUAUUAUUAUUUCAAAAUUGCAUUCAUUAAAUAGAUAAGUUACAUAGAGAUAUGUUAUAACUGGUUGCUAUAAGAAUUUGACAUUUAUAUUAGCCUACUUUCCUAAAGUUGGCUUAUGCAAUCUCCAUGCUGUCUGUGUAUUUGCGAAUCCCUCCCACAUUAAUUUUUGAAUGCCUAAACCAAUCUUUAUGAAACUUGGUAUAUAUAUCAUGGCAUCUGAGUUUAUCUCAAUGGCAUACUUCAUUAAUCCCUCCCAUCAGUCUGUGAGUAUGUAUGUGUACCCCUUCUAUCAUUGCUAGACAGGGCUCAGUAAAGUGUAUCCCUCUUUUCGUCGUGAGGCAAUGGUUUGGUAAACACGUUAGUACAGCAACAAAUACAUGCAACAAUAGAAGAACUGUUGGACGCAUAUGUCUGAGGGUCUGUACAUCCCUUUAUUGUUGUUAGGUAACAGCUCCAUAAAGAUGUUCCCGCGGCAAAGAAGAAUUGUUGGAGGCAUCAUUUUCGAUGAAGUUCAUAUUGAACGAAAAGAAAAUAGGCUUCUUCCCGGAACUUCUUGUUAAAUAAUGACGUUGCUAUCAUCUUGCCACUUUUACCAUAUUCUAAUUAGGUCAGUCUGCCUGCAUGAGUAAUAACAUCAUAUGGCUAGAUUAGGAUGAAUAUUAAUUAUAUAAUGCAGCUUUCUAUUCAUUUUCUCAAAUUUAAAACAUCUCUGAUGUCUUCAAUUCUUCUGGUUGGCAAUGAAUGGAAGAACAUGGAAUGGAAGUCCCUAUUUACAUAUGUCUUCCCGGAUUCCUGAAGUGUUAUUGCGCAGAAUAAAUUUCUGCAUCUGCCACAGCUCUAAACCAUUCAUUCUGUGCAACCCUUAGAAUUUUUCAGGAACCUGAAAAAGAAAUGCAUAGAUAGAGAAAAAAGUAAAAAUAGUCAAAAUAAUUCAAAUAUACUUUAAUUCUAACUUUAUUGUUAAAAAAAGGCUGUCAACUGGAGGAUAACUGUAUGGACCUCAUUUGAAAGAUAAUUCUAUAAAGAACUUAAUUCCUUUGAAUAGGAUGUCACGAACUGUUGAACCAAUUGCUUGGUGCACUCUAAUACGUACUGCAGUAGCUUCAGUGAUGUGUUUUCAAUCCUUCAUUUAAAAUGUUACUUGAGAAUACAAUAAUUUAUAUUAUUUUUGGAAACAGUAAUUUAUUCAUCUAGAAGAAGAGAAUAAGAACUCAAAAUCUAGAAGAAAUAACGUUUACAGUUCGCAACACUUGGUCUCAUAGUGCAAGUGUUCAGCUAAAUUUUUUCUAGUUAUGUAAGAAUUGUAGUAAAAUUUACUGUUACACACGUCAAUGAAAUGUUCAUAUGAGAUACAUUCAUAGGAACUAAAUAUUAGAUUAUUUUAUGUGUGAAUUAUAGACCAAUGGAUUACUACCUAUAUAUAUAGACAACAUUUUGUUGCUACAAUCCAAAAUAUUUCUUCUUUAUACUGGCAUCACUGUCAUCGAGCAAUCUGUAAGAAAGAGAUUAUACUGUGUGCAUUCUUGUGUGGGAUCAGUGUGAAACCACAUCACAAAUAUAGAGCAGACAGAAAUGGUGGUUGAAACGGAAAACAUCAGAAAUUUCAAUUACACUGUGGGCUUCCAUAAUGAAACUUUCUGGUAGUUUGUUUUACCUGAUGGGGUAGAAUAUGAUUCACAAUAUUCUAUUACAAGACAUGCUUCUCAGCUCCUGGUAACUUCACCAUUGUAAGAUCUUCGUGAACAAAGGUGCAGUCAUCCUUCAACCCCAACAUUAUACCCACAUUAAUAUAGUACAAUGUUGCACUCCUGAAUUUACAGUACUUUCAGUGUCCAAAUUUCUCAGAAUGCUUGUUUUCCUCACUGUUUGAAGUGAAUGUUGAGACAGUACCUCUCAACUGCUUCCCCUUACUCUCUUCAAAUUCAACAUGCAUAAUCAUCCCUUCAUCUUAUUUUAUGCUACAUAACAUAAUUAUAUGCAGUUCAUAUGAUAACAUUACAUAACCUAUGAAUAUAUAAUUCAUUAAUCAUAAUAUCAAAACCAAGUAUAACUUCAAAAUAUUAUAAUGUUCAGAAUUACACCAAACAUAGAAGUGACAUGUUCCUCCAAAACUUCAGACUUUCUCUAGCAACAUGGUAUUACAACUAAGAAGAAUGGACUCUUAAACUUAAAUAUUAUAAAGCUGUCACAAAUCUAAAGGAAUAUUAACUGCCUCAUCCCUCUGCAUGUGGUUUUUGUCUGACAUGCUCUUCCUUGCAUUUGUCCCCAUGGGACAAGGCUUAAAAUCUUACACAUUUAGAACCGGUUAAAUUACACUAUACUUACUAUAUGUUCUAUAAUUAUAAGUAUUAUAUCAAGAAAAUUACUAUACACAGAUAUUUCACAUUCUUCAUUAACUACCCAUAAAUAUAACAUAUACAUACAGAAAUUAGCCAUAUGUAAAGAAAAUAUACACAUAUAUAAACAUAUGGUGCUGCAUACAGAAUUUACAUUCAGACACAUGAUUAUAGUUUGUAAAACAUUUCUUAAUAAUACAUACAAAAUCAUCAUUACAGUUGGUGACGUUCAAGAGGAAUUAUUUCAGUACUUCUAAUUGUUUACUCUUGGUAGAUAAACUUUUAAUUUUGAUUUGGAAGGGGAGUUUGUUUUACAGUUUUAUUCCAGCAUAGCAGAAUUCUUCAGCAGCUUCAUAUAAGUUAUAGCAAAUGAGUUUGUAUAUAGAGUUAAAGUUAUGAUGAAAGAUAAUUACCUGAAUAAGAGUUACUGUUAUCCUGCACAACUUCCAUUAAGCUUUGUGUAACUACAUUUUCUUCAUAACAUCUGGUUAUACUGCCACAGGUCAAAAGCAGGUUGAAGGUUUGGAGUGAAUAUACUCUCUCUUCAGAAAGAUGUUCCUGGUGAUUUACAAAAAUACUGACAAAAUAUUACAAAACUGCCUUUGAAAAAUGACAUGUUAAUUUCCCUGGAUUACUGUAACUCCCUGUGUAUCAGUCCACUCAAUAUUAAUUAUUGUAAAAUUCUGUAUACUUAGAUAUUAACAUAGAACAAUUCUAGUCAUUUUAAGCUAUAAAUUUUCAUGAAUAUAAUAUUACUAUAAUAUAUAGGAAUGGUAUUUAAAAAUAAGAGCUUCAAUCAUUAUGAGGAGUUUCUUGAAAUAUCUUUUACACACUAUGAAGCAUACAUAUAUAAUAUUACAUUUGAUUUAAUGCAUAUAAAAACAGGGAUAUAAUACCAGGUUUGGACAUGUUUUCAUUCCUAGAUUUUGUUAACAAGAUUACUUUACACAGAAACAAACCUGACCCAAAUGGCAGACACUAUUCUAUAGCGUUACCACAACCUGAACUAAAUAUACAAACAUGUGAACAGUACUGAAAUUCUGACCAACCAUGAGUGGAUGGAUGAACAAAAGGCUGAAUCUUGAUGUGUUAUCUAAAACUUCAUUCAGCAAAUUAUACAGUGAACAAGAUAUAUGCAAAAAUGUUGUACUUAAAACAUGAUAAAAUUGCAUUUAUUAGACUGCUUCAUCUAUAACUUGGAAUUCUGUAAAACUUGUUCUGCAUAGCAGUCUUCAAACAUAUUUUCAUUUAAGCACUGUAUAUUUUUCUCAAAUUUGUUUUAGACUUUCAUGUCUUAUAAUGUACAAAUGUCUUCUUGAUCCAUCCACACCACAUAAAUUGGUAAUUAUAGUCAGUUACAUGUAAAACACUUGUAAACUUUUAAAGAUUACUCAGAAAGUUUUGAGACUUAGAUGCACCACAAACAUAAAAAUUCCUUGCAAUUUGCAUACAUUUUUAGAGCAGGAUUUGUUCAAAUGAAAAAUAUGUAUCAUGGACAUUCAUCAUAUGUCUUGUAAUAAAAGCAAUUACAACCCAUGAUAUGGUUUUGUUAUAUUUCAAUAUCAAAGUCAUGAUUCACCACAGUUAGUCUGUUUGUAGUCUCAAAAUAUUUCUUUGAUUAAUUACCCUUCAAUAUACCAGGUAUGGGGAUUUAAAAAAUUGGUCACAUUGUAAAACAUAAAUGCGCCUUUAGUUAACAUUAAUGGUAAAACAGCAGCUUGACACAAAUACUGACAUCUUUAUCCAUAUAUUUCAUUAAUAUGCUGUUCUGAGAAGUGUUAUGCAUGUGAUCUGAAGCUUUCACAGUGGCUGAAAUUAAUUAAAUCCUCUGAGGCUAUCAGCUAUGUCAGUUGGUUAAAAAUGACCAAUGUUUUAAGAGACCAUCUUCAUGACUCAACUCACUAGUGCACAAGUGGCUUAUGCCCGGUUCUGAUAAUGGGUUAUGGGCUGGUAUGCAUAUGGAAUGUCAUAUCAGAUCCUUGUGAUGGGGACAGUGAUGGUCCCUGAAGCAGUCACUUUUUAAUAACUGACAUAACUGACAACAUGAGAGGAUUUCAUUAGUUGCAUGUAUGGUUUCUCAAUCCUGUCUUGUUCAAGAAAUGUUCAAAUACAUCUUGCUCGUGACAUUAAGGUUGAAGCUUUAUUAUGUUUCAUAAGAAUUAAUUUAAUUUAAUUAAAUCUUACACAAAGUUCAAUUAUACUUUCAUCUGGAGAAAACUGAGAGUAGGCUCUGAAAAAUAUAUUAAAAAAAAGUCUCCAAACCCUUCAUUCAGUAGCAUUCUAUCCAAAACAGUUUCAUUGUGGGGGCUGCCUUAUUGUAUUUCCUUCUCAUAAUAUCUAACCCCAUGAAGCAGAGUCCUCAGAACCUUACAGCAGCUCAGGUAAUAAAAGAAUUCCAUGCCUUUUAUGGAGCCUGAAGGUUUAUUACUGUGUUCACAUGAGCCAGCCAUGGGUUCACUUCUCUUCCUUACUAUGCUCAUACAGUAUUAAUUUCUUCAUUAAGCCUCUGCUGCAAGGAUGUACAAAAUUUUCACAUGUGGCAUACUGAUAGUACACAGAAGAUUGAGACCAAUUUGAUGUUUCUGAACCCAUUUGCAUAAAUUUCAGUCAUAUUACUUUAAUUAAAUUGAUUAUAACUAUACUCAUUAAGGACAGUUUCAAACUAUUUACCAUUAAUUUUUACAACACUAUUUAACUACUUAUGCCCAUUAUUUACACAAUACUGUAGUAAUAAGUCUGAUUUCAUUGCUAGUAUCAGCAAAUUAUUGCAUCAACUUGUAUUGUUCUGCACUCUGAUAUCCAUUGGAGAUUUAUUUAUGAGCAUGACUGCAGGUCUCAAGAGAGGAACAGUCAAUGAUGAAGGUCUCAGGAUGAAAUGCUGGUUUCCCUUCUCACAGCACAAGUCUAUGUCUGUUCUGUGGGUAGCACUGGAACCAGAUUUUGGGAUGCUAGAACUCUUGUACGAGACAAUUCAAGUACAUGGAGUGGUGACCCUGCCUUAUGUGAGCUCCAUGUCACACUGGCCCAGUGGGUAAUACUUGGCAUACUUGAUAAGGACCCUCCCCAGGAUUACAUGGCAGGUAGACAUGACUUGUUAGCCAUAAUAGACAGUCUAAGGGUAAGAAAGCCUGAAGAAAAAACCCUGAUUCUCCAUGAUUGCAAGACUGCAACAAGUUGGUAACCUGCUCAAGCAAAAAAGAAUUAUUCAUAAUCCUCAAAGGUUCAAAUCCCAGAGCCUGUGGACAGAACAGAUCAGCAAGCUGAAUCAUUGCAGAUAUUUCCCCACAUGCCAGGAACAUCAAUUUUUUAUUUUAUUUAAUAAGUUAAAUUUAUUUGACUUGAGGACAUUUGCCUACAAACAGCAGGUUCAGUAAUGUUAUUUCAUAAGAACUUGAUAAUAUUGGUACUUACGAAACAGUACCAGUAGUUCAACAUGAACUAUUAUAUCUUACUUAUAACCUGUGUUAAAGUUCCCAAUUGCAGAAAAUAAUUAAAACAUUUGUAUUUCAGUAAGUCUGCAAAUGGCAGAAAAAAUUUUUAGGUACAUUUCUUAUUGAAUUAGGUUCUCACUGCCAUAAAUAUGAACUUCUUUUGGCUUGUUUUGGACUUCAUCCAUCGUCUGGUAUGUAAAAGACAAAAGACUGCAACGUUUCAGA
This is a messenger RNA of Cryptotermes secundus, 8138 nucleotides long. Its product is annotated as cubilin-like. The record is from RefSeq and is a predicted model, not a curated record. Bases 1 to 915 code for a protein of 304 amino acids. Gene Ontology annotation, molecular function: serine-type endopeptidase activity. NCBI's taxonomy places the organism in Eukaryota, Metazoa, Arthropoda, Insecta, Blattodea, Kalotermitidae. The transcript has 6 exons.